This is a messenger RNA of Clunio marinus, 195 nucleotides long. Lineage: Eukaryota; Metazoa; Arthropoda; Insecta; Diptera; Chironomidae. The record is from the annotation of a GenBank genome assembly.
AUGAAAUUUCCAACAAAACGUGACAUUUUCCACUCAUCAAAUGCUUCGACUGAUAAUGAUGAUAGCAAAAUAGAAAGGAAACCGGAAGAAGACAAUGUGAAAAUGUCAAGAUCGCAUUUAGGUUUUAUCAAGCGUAGCGAGAUAUUUAAUCUCAUCAACGUAAUUGCUACCAAUAGAAAUAACAAUAAAGUGUAA